GCUCAGUUCUUUUUUUAAGGAAAUCGAAAGGCCCUUCCUUGCCCCUGAUAUUUACUGCAGCCACAAGGCAAAAUAAAAGUUUACAUGCCUACUUUGAGAAUUUAGUACAGGGACAGUGUUAACAUCAGUGUGGAAGAAGAUACUUUAAGACCCAAUGGAUCUUCUCUCCUUACUUCCUUCCUCCUGCCAUGCUCACAAUCACUUCUGCGCACCCUGGCUCCACCUUUUCCUUGUCCUGUCUUCAGGAUCUCUGCCUACAUCCCCUCUGUCUGUCCCUUCUUCCCUCUCAUGCUCCUCUCUUCCUAUCAAGCCUACAUAGGCGCCAAACGACUAAUACCUAAUACACUGAUAGAUAGAUAGAUAGACAGAGAAAGCUUGUUGACAGAGAGGAGAGAAUGGAAGAAGCAAAGGAUGAUGGCAAAGCACCAAGCAACCCAAUGGAAGAGAGGAAGCUGAUGGAGCUGUGCAAUCCUAGUCACCAUCAUCAUCGCCAUCCACUCCAUGGUGCCUCAUGCCACAACACCAGGAGAUAUCAGGCUGCUGCAGCGUACCCAGCUUUACUACCACUUCCAUUCACCUUGCCUUUGCCUUUGCCUUUGCCUCCUCCUCUCCUCCUUCAUAUCCCUCCUAUCGCGUCCCUCCCGCAGGGCAUCAACAUCCCCAAGCCGAAAGCACACAUCCACAAAGCCUUGUGGAAGGAGAAGCCCGUUUGCGAUGGAAAGUUGGAGGCCAAGGUUGCUGUCUUGCCGCUCUCUCCAGAAAUCAAGGUGAUCAAACCACAAAUCGACUCAGUUCUUGCACAAAAAAGCUCCCAAAUAGAUGAAAAAUGCAUGGGCUUUGAUCAAAAGUCUCUGCUUGAUUUACAAGCUUUGGUUGCCACCAAGAGGCCUGAUUCGGGAGGUAGAGAGGGGUCUACAAUUCACCUCCUAGCAAAUCACUUCCUAGUGCAAUUUGACCCCUCGCAAAGAGUCUACCAUUAUGAUGUGAAUAUAUCCCCACGUCCCUCAAAGGAAAUUGCUAGAAUGAUCAAGAGAAAACUCGUAGAAGACAAUUCGGAUGUGCUUUCGGGUGCUUUGCCGGUUUUUGAUGGCAGAAAGAACUUGUACAGUCCAAUUGAGUUCCAAGAACACAAGCUUGAGUUCUUUGUAAGUCUCCCUAUUCCCGUUACCAGGUGCUUGCCUAAUCAAAACGGUAGCUUGAUUGGGAAAGUGAAGUCUAAGUUAUUCAGGGUGAACAUAAGAUUAACUUCCAAGCUCAGCGGUGAGGACUUGGAUAAAUUUUUGAAGGAAGAGAAGGACUGUGUGCCUCUGCCGCAAGACUUUCUUCAUGCAUUGGAUGUUGUCUUGCGCGAGAAUGCAACAGAGAAUUGCCUCCAGAUGGAGAGGUCGUUGUACUCGAACACCAUGGGCGGAGCAAAAGACAUUGGUGGUGGAGUUGUGGGUAUGAGAGGCUUCUUUCAAAGCCUCAGACCAACAAAACAAGGCCUUGCGCUUAAUGUUGAUUUCUGCGUGACUGCCUUUCAUGAGAGCAUCGGCGUCAUCCCGUACCUUCAAAAGCGUUGUGAUUUUCUACGAGAUCUCUCUCAGAAGAAGACUAGGGGAUUGAUUGGAGAAGAAAAGAAUGAAGUUGAGAAGGCUUUAAAGAACAUUAGAGUCUUUGUUUGCCACCGAGAAACAGAUCAGAGAUAUCGGGUUUAUGGCUUGACAGACGAAGUGACUGAGAAUCUCAAGUUUAGAGAUAGAGAUGGGAAAUACUUGAUGCUGGUUGAUUAUUUCAGGGACCAGUAUAAUCAUGACAUACAAUUCAGAAACCUCCCAUGCUUACAAAUCAGCAAAAGUAAGCCAUGUUAUCUGCCAAUGGAGCUAUGCAUGGUUUGCGAAGGCCAGAAGUUCCUUGGAAAACUUUCAGAUGAGCAGGCGACAAGGAUUCUCAAGAUGGGCUGCCAACGACCCUGUGAAAGGAAGGAGAUCAUCAACAAUGUUAUGGGAGGAAGAGCAGGCCCAACAAGCGGACAUUAUGCAGAUCAAUUCCAGCUUCAAGUUUCUCGCGAGAUGACACAACUCUGCGGAAGAAUUCUUGAGCCUCCAAAGCUCAAGCUUGGUGAUGGUGGGCUUGUUAGAGAUGUAACACCUUCGCGGUACGAUCGACAAUGGAAUUUUCUUGAUAGUCACGUAGCUGAAGGCUGCCAUAUUACAAGAUGGGCUGUGGUAAGUUUUGGUGGAACCCCAGAGCAGAGAUCCUGCAUUCCUAAGUUCAUAAACCAGCUCUCUUAUAGAUGUGAACAGCUUGGAAUAUUCUUGAAUAAGAAGACAGUCAUCAGCCCAAUUUUUGAACAGAUGCAAGUCCUGAACAAUGUUCCUGUUCUCGAAAGCAAGCUCAGGAAGAUUCAUGAUGCUUCGGGGAAUUUACAACUACUUAUCUGCAUAAUGGAGAAGAAACAUAAAGGUUAUGCUGAUCUGAAGAGAAUUUCCGAGACUGUCAUUGGUGUCAUAAGUCAGUGUUGCUUAUAUUCCAACCUAACCAAGCUCACUUCACAAUUUCUAGCAAAUUUAUCCCUAAAGAUCAAUGCUAAGCUUGGUGGCUGCAAUGUAGCAUUAUACAACACCCUUCCUUGCCAAAUUCCGACAAUUUUCUCUGAGGAUAACCCCUCAAUCUUCAUGGGUGCCGAUGUCACUCAUCCACACCCACUGGAUGAUGUUAGUCCAUCUGUUGCAGCUGUUGUUGGCAGCAUGAAUUGGCCGGCAGCAAAUAAAUACACAUCGAGGAUGAGAUCCCAAACUCAUCGCCAAGAGAUUAUCGAAGACCUAGCUGAUAUGGUUGGUGAGCUAAUUGAGGAGUUCUUUUUAUCAGGUAACAAACUUCCUAGCAGAAUUAUCUUCUUCAGGGAUGGUGUAAGUGAGACUAUGUUUCAUAAGGUGCUAAAGGAAGAGCUCCGGGCCAUUUGGGUGGCUUGUUUGAGAUUUCUCAAUUACAAGCCAACUAUUACUUUCAUUGUGGUCCAAAAAAGGCACCACACUAGGCUCUUUUUCAAUGAAAAGAAGGCUUCUACUGGCCACUUCUUCGACGAGAACAUACCUCCUGGAACUGUUGUGGACACUGUGAUUACGCAUCCGAGGGAAUUUGAUUUCUACCUGUGUAGUCAUUGGGGGAUGAAGGGGACAAGUAGGCCAACCCAUUAUCAUGUUCUAUGGGACGAGAACCAGUUCAAGUCUGAUGAAGUGCAGAAACUGAUACACAAUCUUUGUUACACAUUUGUCAGGUGCACCAAACCUGUAUCGCUCGCCCCGCCCGUGUAUUAUGCUCAUCUAGCUGCAUACAGAGGCAGAUUGUACCUCGACAGGUCAGACUCUACUGCAUUCACAAGACAAACGCUAUCGAGAGCUGGACCUCUACCGACUGUGCCACUGCCUAAGCUUCGAGACAAUGUCAAGAAGCUAAUGUUCUACUGCUGAGCAGUUUCUUCAUUAACUAAUAGAUUUUGAACAAAUUGGACGACGUGUGAAAAAACAACAUUGCCAAUCAAUUAUAAAUGAAACAAUAUCCAUUAAAGGGGACCUUUUUUUUUUGUGACGUCUCCAUCGAGUAUGGUACUUUGACGUGGUAGUGGUAAUUCAGACAUACUCAGCUGCCAAAAACCACUUGAAAUCCACCCAGAUACAGGAAAAUUCAUUCUGAAAGGGAUGCAAGUAUAUUCUUUCCGGAGUUGUAUCAUGAUUUUACUUGUGUAGCUCUGCUAGUUAGUAGGAUGUGUAUUGAUGAAAAUUUUCCUGUAUAUAUAAGUUGCUUGUAAAAAGCGAACUACUCGACAAUGGAUUGUGAUGGUGAAAUGCAAAACGAAUCUAUUUAUUGA
Zingiber officinale is the source of this 3850-nucleotide messenger RNA. RefSeq names its product protein argonaute 7-like. The transcript has 3 exons. NCBI's taxonomy places the organism in Eukaryota, Viridiplantae, Streptophyta, Magnoliopsida, Zingiberales, Zingiberaceae. The record is from RefSeq and is a predicted model, not a curated record. Gene Ontology annotation, biological process: regulatory ncRNA-mediated post-transcriptional gene silencing. Gene Ontology annotation, cellular component: cytoplasm. The coding region runs from base 396 to 3452 and encodes 1018 amino acids. Gene Ontology annotation, molecular function: protein binding; RNA binding.